UUUUUUCCACCUGUGAUUGUUGUUCGUAAAUAUUUCCAUUGUCCUUUGAGCUGAGGAAGUGGGUAAACUGUUCAAACUGAAUCAAGACGACGUCGACGCAGGAUGGAGCUCCCCUCACUCUGCCUGAUACUUUCUGCUGCCACACUGAGCAUCCAUCCCGAUAAAUCGCAGUUCUUCCGGUAUGAGGACAUCUCUCUAAACUGUUUGGCGCCAGUAAACUCCAGAGGGUGGACACUGAGGAAAAACGGCUCCUUCAAGACGCCCGAGCCAUGCGAGGGUAGCUGCCGCCUCAAGGAUGUGUACCCAUCGGACACCGGCGUCUACUGGUGUGAGUCGGAGCGGGGGGAGUGCAGCAACACCAUCAGCAUCACAGUGAUCCCCGGCGUUGUGAUCCUGGAGAGUCCUGCACUUCCUGUGGCGGAGGGAGACAACGUGACGCUCCGCUGCUCCUUCAAGGAAAGAUACGACACGCAACCUCUAUCCAACUUCUCCGCCGCGUUCUUCAAAAACGACGUGUUCAUCGGCUCCGAGCCUGCGGGAGAGAUGAUCCUCCCAGCGGUGUCCAAAACUGACGAAGGCUUCUACAAGUGUCAACACCCAACGAAGGGAGAGUCCCCGCAGAGCUGGCUGGCUGUCAGAGAUGCUCCUCCUCCUCCUCCUCCUCUGACGAUACCUCUCCCCUGGCUGCUCUGCUCCGGCCUGCUCUUCCUCUUCUACAAAGUCAUCAUCAUACUGGGUAUCUACAAGCACCGUAGGAGGGCUCGAGCUCGAGCCAAGGCGACAAGAAGAGCGUCCAAUCAUCUCGUACCGGAACGAAGAAUAUAAUUCAUAUGCUGGCAAUAUUAAUCUUUUUGUAUUUAUUUGGUUGUGGUGUAUUAAGAUGCCUACAUGCUUUAUUUAACUCUCCGGUUGUCCUCAGGGUCAAAUUUGACCCAUUUUACAAAAAGUUUCUAUAUCAGAAAUUUGGGUUUCUUUCUAAAAGUGACAAAAAUGUCAAAAAAGACGACCAAAAAGUUUUUUUCAAAUUUAACCCAGAAAAAGAGUGGUGGCCUAGUGGUUUCGAUAAGCGACCCGGUGACCGGCAAGAUAAAAUCUGGGUGGGGAAACUGUGUGAACGUGACAGGUCGUCUUUGCAAAUGAGAAGUCGUUCUCAAUCGACUUACCUGGAUAAAUAUAGUUUAAAAAAAAUUAAAUUGCUUGUUUUAUAAACCAUAAUGUAUACAUCUUCUAAGCCAGAGUUUCUCAAAUGGGGGUACGUGUCCCCCUAGGGGUACUUUGGAGGACUGCAGGGGGUAUGUGAGAUAUUUAACUAAAUGUCUAAUAGUUACGAGGCUGUUGUCCAGAACAUUGUUCCUCUUUAUGGAGACUUUUCCUACCAAAAAUGGGACAUUUGUGUCA
Messenger RNA from Perca flavescens (yellow perch), 1398 nucleotides. RefSeq names its product Fc receptor-like protein 5. Gene Ontology annotation, cellular component: external side of plasma membrane. Gene Ontology annotation, molecular function: transmembrane signaling receptor activity. Gene Ontology annotation, biological process: immune response; cell surface receptor signaling pathway. The coding region runs from base 103 to 825 and encodes 240 amino acids. The record is from RefSeq and is a predicted model, not a curated record. The transcript is spliced from 5 exons. Lineage: Eukaryota; Metazoa; Chordata; Actinopteri; Perciformes; Percidae.